AUGCAAAGCCUCAGUUUUCUGAAUCGCCGCGCUCUCUCCGAGCGCGACGUCGUCCAUACCGAAUCGGCACACGACAAGAAUAGCGUGACAACCACCGUGUUCUUGCACAACCUACACUGCAGCAGCUGCGUUGAGACGAUCGACGAAACGCUCUCCAAUCUCGAGCCUCCGCCCUACUCUGUACAGACUUCCAUCGUUUCCCAGGCCGUCACUAUCAACCACCCUGCCGCCCUCUUGUACGCUAACAUAAAGAGCGCCCUCGAGGAUGCGGGCUUCGACAUUGCGACGGAACCGAUUCCUGGCCCUUCUCGCCCUCUGCCUCAUAGAACCCUCACCCACCGGCGAGAACGUCACUUUCAACAGUGCUCAAUGUGCCAAAAGAACCUGCCGGCGCACGAUCAUCAUGAACAAUCCUCCGGAGCAUCUGAGUUCGGCAGUUGUGUCGUCUCACUGUCAAUUGGUGGCAUGACUUGCGCCUCCUGUAGCAAUACCAUCACCGAUGCUUUGACCGAGCUUCCUGGCGUCCGAGAUGUCACCGUCUCGCUUCUCAGCAAUUCUGCCUCUGUAACCCUGGAAGACGAAGCUCUGUCCGCUACUAUCACUCAGGCCAUUGAGGACCUGGGGUACGAAGCCGCCGUUAUGGAUGUGAAACGCGAUGCGUCGACCAAGCCGACCGUCAACGCCACCGGGUCCCAACGCCUCACAUUGUCCAUCGGAGGCAUGACUUGCGCCUCCUGCGUCUCGACUAUAAUAAGUCUCCUAGCGUCUAUGGAGGGCGUGUCAGACGUGGCCAUUGACCUCCUUGGAAACUCUGGCACGAUGCAGGUCGAACGACCCGAACUGGCGAGGACGGUUGUGGAGGCCAUUGAGGACGCAGGAUACGAGGCGGCCGUUGUCGACGCCGAGUCCGUACAGAAGACGCUACAAGACGAAGGGCAUAAUACUCGCACACUAUCUUUACUCGUGGACGGCAUGUUUUGCCAACAUUGUCCAGCAAGAAUCAUGUCGAAGCUGGACGCUUUUGGCGUGCAAGUGGCGAUAGACAAACCUCUCACCGAGAGUGAUCCCAUCCUUCGCGUCACGUAUCAGCCCUCGCCGCGCUCGCUCACGGUUCGUGACAUCGUGGCCGCAGUUGCAUCAGCCAAGUCGCCUCCCUUCGCCGUCUCCGUGUAUAAGCCGCCAAGUUUGGAAGACCGCGCUCACGCCAUGCAAGCUCGCGAGCAGCGCUCAAUCCUAUGUCGCCUCUUGUUCUCUUUUGUGGUUGCUAUACCCACAUUCAUCAUCGGCAUCGUCUACAUGAGCUUGGUAUCAAACUCGGACUCGACCAAACAGUUCUUCAUGCGCCCAAUGUGGACAGGCAACUCUUCGCGCAUGCAGUGGUCGCUCUUCUUCCUCGCCACUCCCGUCAUGUUUUACAGUGCCGGGAUGUACCAUUUGCGGAGUUAUAAGGAGAUUCGCGCACUCUGGCGACGGGGUAGUCGGACUCCCAUCUGGAAACGCUUUGUCCGUUUUGGGAGCAUGAACUUGCUUGUCUCGGCCGGUGUAUCCGUCGCAUACUUCUCCUCCAUCGUUCUUCUCGCUCUGUCGGCGUCUCAACCUGCGACGGAUGGCGACACGACGACGUACUUCGAUUCAGUUGUCUUCUUGACCAUGUUUCUACUUAUGGGACGCUAUCUGGAGGCGUAUAGCAAGACCAGAACCGCGGACGCUAUCGCCGAUCUUGGCAAGCUUCGUCCAGCUGAUGCAUACUUGCUCGUACCAAACUAUGUCUCGAGCAAGCUCUUUGUCGUUCAGGACGGCAGCUCGGAUCACGACGUCGAGAAGGGCGACGCAGAUGUCGAGGCGGCGCAACGAGACGCUCCCAGCGGCUCGCGUGUACAGAAGAUCUCGGUAGACCUUCUUGAAGUAGGCGACGUCGUUCGGGUGCAGAAUGGCGCGACACCACCAGCGGAUGGGACCAUCGUCUCAGGAGAGUCAACCUUCGAUGAAAGCUCUUUGACAGGUGAAUCGCGACCUGUUCGGAAAACGGUCGGCGACCAGGUCUUCCUCGGCACCAUCAACACUUUACGCGCUGUCGAUAUCCGGAUCGGCGCCAUCGGUGGCGAGACGAUGCUUGAUCAUGUCGUAAGAGCCGUCAGGGAGGGGCAGACAAAGCGUGCUCCCAUUGAGCGCAUCGCGGACGUGCUCACCGGCUACUUCGUCCCCGUCGUCACGCUUCUAGCCAUUUCGACCUGGAUCAUCUGGUUAGGACUUGGCUAUGGCGGCGCUCUUCCCCAAAGCUACUUGGACAAUCCUGUUGGCGGUUGGGCCAUAUGGUCCCUAAAGUUCGCCAUCGCCGUCUUCGUCGUGGCGUGCCCCUGUGGCAUCGGCCUUGCCUCUCCGACCGCUCUGCUCGUCGGUUCGGGUGUUGCUGCCAAGUACGGUAUCCUUGUCCGAGGCGGAGGCGCUGCUUUCCAAGAAGCCGCUCAAUUAGACAUCGUCGUCUUUGACAAGACUGGCACGUUGACGCAGGGCGGGGAACCUUCGGUGACGGACCAUUCCAUCUUGUCUGGCGGAGAUUGGAAGGAGGAAGUCGUACUUGGCAUGGCUGAAGAGCUCGAGUCGUCUAGCACGCAUCCUAUCGCAUCCGCCAUCCGCAAGUUCUGUGCUAGCAAGGGCGCCAUCUCCGUGGGUGCAUCAGCAUAUGACGAGAAACCCGGUCGCGGUUUGAAGGCAGCCUUUGCGUCCCGACAAUCCGAGGCCAUCAUUGGCAACGAGCGGUGGAUGGAAGAGCACAACGUCGAAGUCGGGCAAGACGUUGCCGAACGUUUGCAAGCUUGGAAAGCACAAGGCUGGAGUGUUGUGCUGUUCGCCAUUCGCGGCGCGGAAACACCGUUUGAACUCGCCGCGGUCUUCGCAGUCAGUGAUCCGCUACGUCCGCAGGCGGCCGUGGUCAUCGGCCAUCUGCAGGAUCGCGGUCUCAAGACAUGGAUGAUCUCCGGAGAUAACGCCACGACAGCACAAGCCGUAGCGAAGCAAGUCGGUAUACCAUCAUCGCAGGUUAUAGCCGGUGUCUUGCCACAUGAGAAGGCCGAAAAGAUUCGCUCUCUGCAAAGCUCGCAGCCCAUACGCCGACGUUGGUUAUCUGGGCGCAGGCUUGAUGAAAGGAGCAUCGUGGCGAUGGUUGGUGAUGGGAUCAACGACGCACCAGCACUUGCAUCUGCAGAUGUGGGUAUAGCGAUAGGCUCGGGAAGUGACGUCGCUUUGUCCAGCGCUGCGUUUGUACUCGUAUCAUCCGAGCUGCAAAGCCUCAUCACACUCUUUGACUUGUCGAGGACGGUGUUCAGGAGAGUCAAGUUCAACUUCCUCUGGGCGCUUGUGUACAACGUCGCUGCCAUCCCUAUUGCUGCAGGUGUGAUAUACCCUGCUGGUCACGCGAGGCUUGACCCGGUCUGGGGAUCACUGGCUAUGGCACUGUCGUCUGUGUCCGUCGUAUGCAGUUCUAUCGCCCUCAGGCUAUACCGGCCACCGCGCACAUCGCUUAAUAAGGAUGUGCCCAUCAGUCGUGAUACGUUACCGACGUAG
Molecule: messenger RNA, 3564 nt
Organism: Peniophora sp. CBMAI 1063
Lineage: Eukaryota; Fungi; Basidiomycota; Agaricomycetes; Russulales; Peniophoraceae
Source: the annotation of a GenBank genome assembly